GCGCCUAUAUAUCCCGUCACCCUCGCACUUUUGUGGCCAUGCAUUAUUUUACUUGCUAUUCAGAGAAUAAUCAUCGGAAAUGGCGACCGACACAGAGCAGGCUUCGUCAGAAGAGUUCAAGUAUGAGCGCGAUGGAGACGAUCGUCCCGCGCAGGUGACUGCACCAGAGACGAUAGGAUUCUUUCAUGCGGAUUUAAAGGAACAUCGUGGACAGGCAUACAAACGGUGGUCUAUAACCAUCCUCGGACUCGGCGUGUACAUCCUCAUGGUUUUAUCCCUGUAUUGGGGCGCACUGUUUAACGUCUACGAGAAACUGCCUAGCUUGACCGUCUGGAUUGUCGAUUUCGAUGCCAAAGUCGCUCCGUUCAAUACGACCACGCCGAUUGUCGGCCCGUUCAUCACCAACGCGUUCGAGAAGCUGACACCUCAGACAGUAGACAAACUGGGAUGGACGGUCAAAUCUGCCGCAGACUUUAACUACGACCCGAUGGUGGUGCGCGAGGAACUUUACAACGAAAAGGCGUGGACCGCGAUAAUUGUGAAUGCCAAUGCGACCACUCUCUUGCUAGAGGCCGUCAACAACGGCAACUCAUCGUAUGAUCCGACCGGCGCGGCUCAGAUCCUUUACAACAGUGCUCGUGACCAGACCACGAUGUCAGCAUACAUUUUCCCCGCUUUGAUAGAUGUCAUGUUCCCGAUUAUCGGUGAAUUCGGUGAAGAAUGGUCUUCGAUUCUAGCCAAGAACGCAUCAACGCAGAAUGUUUUUCGGACGCCGCAAGCUGUGAACCCGGGCAUAGGGUUCAGUUUUAUUGAUUUGCGACCAUUUACUCCCCCAACAGGCACACCUGCAAUUUCGAUUGGGUUGAUUUAUUUGAUCAUCAUUUCGUUUUUCAGUUUUUCAUUCCUCAUGCCUGUUCAUGGCAUAUUCAUGGGUACCGAGACCCACGCACCUGUAAACGGAACACACGUUAUCAUCUGGCGUAUUAUGUCAAGCAUAGUUGCUUAUUUCUUUCUCUCCUUAUUCUACUCCCUCGUCUCGCUUGCGUUUCAAAUCCCAUUUUCAAACCACAGCGCAUCACAUACGGAGGGUGCACUGAACGCAAAUGCAUACGGCAAGGGAACCUUUGUCGUAUAUUGGAUGCUCAACUGGGUUGGUAUGACAUCACUCGGCCUCCCUAGCGAGAACAUGGCCAUGAUCUUGGGCUUUCCUUAUGCAUCGUUAUGGUUGGUGUUUUGGGUUAUUACGAAUGUGGCCACGUCGUUCAAUGAUAUUGGGCUAAUGUCUGAUUUUUAUCGGUGGGGGUAUGCCUGGCCUUUGAAUAGAAUUGUCCAUGCUUCCCGAACGCUUAUCUUCGACACCAAAUCGGCCAUCGGCGAGGAUUUUGGUAUCUUGUUUGCCUGGUGCGCAAUUUCGAUUCUGUUCUUCCCGUUUGCCACGUGGAUAAUGCGGUGGAAGAACAUGCGAGCGCAGCGAAAGAAAUAGACUUAUUAUCAGUGACGCCGUAGCAGCCUGAACACUAUAGAAGUCUGGACGGUAUAGACCUGAAACGAAACAAAACGACAUUCAAUCUGGAACAAAAACGCAAUAGAUACAAAACAUCAAUAAUAUGUACAUAUAUGUAUUCACAGUCUAAUCAUAUCAUCAUCAAUCCAUCCAUUCUUUUUCCCGGAGGGACACCCCUAAACAAUAUAAGAGUAGAAUUACUCAUCAGGAUUAACACCCAAAUCCUCCAAACUCUGUCUAGCAUGCUGUCUUCCAGCCUCGGUAUUUGAGAGAUUAUGCGCGGCC
Talaromyces stipitatus ATCC 10500 is the source of this 1789-nucleotide messenger RNA. RefSeq lists its product as uncharacterized. The coding region runs from base 80 to 1483 and encodes 467 amino acids. The record is from RefSeq and is a predicted model, not a curated record. Gene Ontology annotation, cellular component: membrane. Lineage: Eukaryota; Fungi; Ascomycota; Eurotiomycetes; Eurotiales; Trichocomaceae. The transcript has 3 exons.